Uranotaenia lowii is the source of this 2382-nucleotide messenger RNA. Its product is annotated as fatty-acid amide hydrolase 2-B. The record is from RefSeq and is a predicted model, not a curated record. Lineage: Eukaryota; Metazoa; Arthropoda; Insecta; Diptera; Culicidae. The transcript is spliced from 3 exons. The coding region runs from base 465 to 2144 and encodes 559 amino acids.
UGGCCGCUAGUAUUCGGCGAGAGUUUGUAUCGUUCAGACACGCGAGAAAGUAGUAUUCUUGCUGCUGGAGAAGACGUCCACCACAUUUCGGAGCUCUCCAACGCUUCAGCAGGACGCAAAACGUGCGACCAACCGCUAAAGGAGUUACGACGUUCGUUCAUUCGCCGUGGUGACCUCCGGGUUCCGAUGUUCUUUUUUGUUGUUGUUGAUUAUUCAAAACCAUUUCGACCAAACGUACAUGGGCCAUCCAUCUAUUUCUAUCAACCUGUGCCGAUGAUAGAAGCUAAGAAGUGAAACAAAGUAAAAAAAAUAAAUAAAUUACCUACCCAUACACAAGGUUUCGGUGCAAUUGUGAUUUGUGGUGUUUGGAUUGGAUUGGGAUUUUAGGCUGCUCUGCUCAGGUUUGACAUAUUUCUGAACAGCUGAAGCUCAACGGAAACGCUGAUCGAGGUGCUGCUGCAACGAUGUUGUCCACAGGCCUGGUGGCAGUGGAUCUGCUACUGAAGCAUGUUUCGCAAGGAUGUAGGCUGCUGAAUCGAGAAUUUCAUGUAAAAAUGAGUUGGGCCAUUCGGCGUUUGCUGCGCGGUGCCAUGCACCUGUUCAGCUGGUUCGUGGUGCCCUACUCGCUGCUAGUUAGCUCCAGGAUACGACACAAACGACUGCCUCCGAUCGAAAGCCCUCUACUGCAGAUUCCAGCCGUCACCUUGGCGGCCAAGAUACGAACCGGUCAGAUCAAAAGCGAGGAUGUGAUUCGAGCGUACGUGGAACGCUGCCGACAGGUCAAUCCGAUCUUGAACGCCAUUGUUCAGGAUAGGUUUGAACAAGCUAUUGCUGAAGCCAAGCAGAUUGAUGAAGAAAUAGUGAAAGGGCUGCGCAGUGAAGAGGAGAUGGCUAGGGAUACACCGAUUCUGGGGGUUCCGGUUACGAUAAAAGAGAGUUUGGCGGUGAAGGGAAUGAGCAAUACAGGUGGCAGAAAGCUGAAGAACGGACGAAUAGCUCAACACGAUUCUCCGGUUGUGGAACAGAUCAAGAAGAGUGGUGGCGUUAUUUUGUUAGUAAGUAACACCCCGGAGUUAUGUAUGUGUUGGGAAACAUACAACAAGUGUACCGGCAUUACGAAAAACCCUUACAACUUGCAACGAACUGUGGGGGGUUCGUCCGGUGGAGAAGCAGCUCUUAUCAGUUCGGCCGCAUCCCUAAUAGGUGUUACGACAGACAUUGCCGGAUCGUCGAGGUUACCAGCUUCUUUCGUAGGAGUUUUUGGGCAUAAACCAUCUCCGUUCGUAGUUUCACCGUACGGCCACAACCCAUCUUGUGAAGAUGAAUCCUGGGGUAACUUCUUUACCCCUGGAGCUAUGUGCAGAUAUGCCGAAGAUCUUCCACUCUUGGUUAAAGCUAUGCAAGACCCACAAGGAACGAAGAUUUCGCUAGACAAGCCCACCAACCUUAGCGACAUCAAGUACUACUACAUGGAGAACGACGGUCCUUCGGGUCUAACCCAGCCGAUUCAACCGGAUAUCCAGGCUGCUCUUUUAAGCGUUGUUAAUCACUUUAACGCCAAGCCAUUUACCAUCAAACGAUUGAUCUGGGCCUUGGACGUGUCGAUUUGUAAAAUGCUCCGUAUGAAGAACGUCGAAACGAUUUACACUGUCCAGAAGGACGGGCAACCGAACACCACCAUCGGUAAGGAGCUGGUCAAGUAUAUGUGCGGCUGCUCGGAUUCCGAUCUUCCUUCGGUGAUGAUUGGACCGAUGCAACACAUCGUCAACAAUUACAUUCCCCAGUCGAGGCUGGACUUCCUGAACGAGCAAACCGAGCUGCUACGUAAGGACUUCACGGAUCUGCUGGGCACCGAUGGUGUCUUCAUCUAUCCGGUGUUUCCCAAUACGGCUCAUCGGCACUUCGAAAUCUACCACAAACUAGUCGACACCAGCUACAUGAUGGUUUUCAAUACCAUUGGGCUUCCUGCCGCUUCCUGCAUGGUUGGUCUGGACCGGGAUAAACUUCCCAUUGGGGUGCAGAUCGUAGCUGGACCGGGCCAAGACCAUCUUAUAUUUGAGGUUGCGAAAGAACUGGAAAGGAAGUACGGCGGUUGGGUGCUGCCGCCAUCGGAGCCGGCGCUCAAAUCAAAUGAUACCAAGUGAAUACAAGAUACAUGUGAUCGAAGUUAGCAGAGUAAAAGGAACGAUUUCGUUGUUCAAUAUACAUACAUAUUCGUUAUAGUGAGGUUGGAAUUUUGAAUAGAUUAUUGCAGGGCAGUAGUUAGUGGAACAGAGAGUGUGCAACCACAAAUGGGGGAAAACACGGUUGUCGACACAUUUCAGAAGUGGUUAUUUUUGAGCUAUUUUAAUACUAAAUUUGUAUUUUGAUUGAAACAGUCAA